AGGAUAAAGUGGCUAGAGAUAAUGAGAUGAGAUGAACAUCUGAUCAUCACACUCAAAUGUGGGCCUUCACCAAGCUGUUUCCACAAAGUUUGACACAAACAUAUGUAUGCUGUAGCAUUAUAAUUUCCCUUCAUUGGAUCUGGGUGGGGUGGGUGGUUGUAUAGUGGUUAGCACUGUCGCCUCACAAUAAGAAGGUUGUGGGGUUCAAACCUUGCAGUUGAUUGAGGCUUUUCUGUAUUGAGUUGCCUGUGUGGGUUUCCUCCAGGUGCUCUGGUUUCCUCCCACAGCCCACGGACAUGUGAAUUAGGUCACAUAGGUGUGAACGUGAGUGUGAAUGGUUGUUUGUCUCUACGUUAGGCCUGUGAUUAAUUGGCAACCUGCCCUGGGUGUCCCCUGCCUCUCACUGGGAUUGACUCCAGCUUCCCCCGCAACCUUGACAGAUAAGUCAUGGAUGGAUUGAACGAAGAAGCCUAAACCUGUUCCAGCAUGACAACGCCCCUGUGCACAAAGCGUCAUCCAUGAAAACAUGGCUCGCUAAGUUUGGAGUGGAAGACCGCGACCUGCUAAACUCAACCCCACUGAACUAUCUCUCGACUGCGUUUUUGCCCAACAUUAGUGCCUAACCUCACUAAUUAAUGCAAGCUAGAUAAACAUUCAUGCAGUCAGUAUUCAGGAUUGAAAACCAUAAUGGUGUAAACUGUAGUUGAUGUGUGCACUGAAUAGACAGUAAACAGAUGCUUGCAGACCUGGAGGAGGACUACAGGGUUUAGAGCAUCACUUGGAACAGGGCUGGAGUUUUCUCUUAUAUUAUUGUAGUCUAUACACUCACCGGUGACUUUAUUAGGUACAUCCACACACCUGUAGUUUGAUGCAGUUCUCUAAUCAGCCGAUCCCUUGCCCUCAGCGCAAUUCAUCAAAUCAUGCAGAUACAAAUCAAGAGCUUCGGUUAAUGUUCACAGUGUUCAAACAUCAGAAUGGGAAAAAUUGUGAUCUCAAAGUGUGACUUGAUCUCAGUUAACAGAUGAAUGACUUCAUGUGCAUCAAGGGCACAACAAUGCAGUUGGGCUUUCAGUGAAAUGCCCAAACCAGAGUGGGCCACCAGGUCUUCACAUUGGCAUCAGCUGGAUGUUGUACUUACAAGAAGAGGUAACCUGAACACAGUAAGCCACUAGGUCCUACCAUAGUGCAGACUGUGACACUGAUCAUGCCCUAGUCAUCUCCAAAACAAAGAUCAUAAAGAAGAAGUUCCACUCUGCAAAGCAGCCAAAGAUCCCGAGACUCAACACUGUCAACAUGCGUGACCUAGCACGACGCCAAGAGUUUGCCUCAAAGCUCAAGGACCACUUGGUGAGUCAACAACCAACAACACAGUCUCCUGACGAGAAAUGGGAAGAACUGUGCACUGCCAUGUAUGAAACAGCCAUGGACACCUUUGGUGAAAGGCAGAAGAUGCGUGAGAAUUGGAUGGAGAAGUAUGCUGAUGUACUGCUUCCUCUCUUGGAGGAGAAGCGAAAAGCCCUGAUAGCCUACAACUCUUCAUCCAUGCAGUCACAUUCUGACCGACUUAAGUUCACCAAAAGCAAACUGCAAAUAGAAUCCUGUAGAUGUGCCAGUGUGUACUGGACCAAGCUCUGCUCAGACAUUCAGAUCGCCAUGGACAGAGGAGACAUGAAAACAAGGUUUGAAAAGAUCAAGUUUGCUGUUGGACCAAGCAAGAGCAAAGUGGCUCCCAUUAAGUCUAAAACUGGUGAACUCAUAGUGGACAAGAAGAAGCAGCUAGAGCGCUGGGUAGAACACUACUCGGACCUCUACUCAGUGGAACGCCAUUUUGAAGACCACGUACCAUUGAUCUCUCUCUCAGAGAUGUCUGAACUCGAUACCAUGCCAACCAUAGAGGAGUUGAGCAAAGGAAUAGACCAACUCACCUGUGGCAAAGCCCCAGGUACUGAUGCCAUACCUGCUGAAUUGCUUAAACUGAACAAAGCGGCCAUCCUGCCACACUUAUAUCAACUUCUGAUUCUGUGUUGGCAAGAAGAAACCAUCAGCUCUGAAGGACGCCAACAUCAUUACUCUCUACAAGCAGAAGAGCGAUAA
Messenger RNA from Neoarius graeffei (lesser salmon catfish), 2094 nucleotides. RefSeq lists its product as uncharacterized. The transcript is spliced from 2 exons. The coding region runs from base 1294 to 2094 and encodes 266 amino acids. NCBI's taxonomy places the organism in Eukaryota, Metazoa, Chordata, Actinopteri, Siluriformes, Ariidae. The record is from RefSeq and is a predicted model, not a curated record.